Molecule: messenger RNA, 1163 nt
Organism: Folsomia candida
Lineage: Eukaryota; Metazoa; Arthropoda; Collembola; Entomobryomorpha; Isotomidae
Exons: 6
Coding region: 116-1075 (319 amino acids)
Source: RefSeq, a predicted model, not a curated record
AAGGCUCAUUUUAAUAUCAGGAUCAUCUUCACCACACUAAAGUGAUUAGCCAUACGGUGUGGAGGUUUUAGUACAAUUUUCUGGCUCCGCACUGUUUUUUUGUAUUCCUUUUAAAAUGAGGAUUAAAAGAGUUAAAUUAUGGGUGAUGCUGGUGGUUGCACUAAUAGGGCUGACUUGUGAAGCAAAAAUGCAAGAUUCAGAUGCAGUGACUUUGGAGUUGAACGAAUUGGUGGGAGAAGUAAUUGUUCGACUUGACGAAUCGUUGCCUUGGAGGGAAUUAACCUUCGCCAUAGCCUACCCUGCUGAGUAUAAGAUGAGUUUGGGAUUGUGGAUAGAAGAAAUGGACGGUGGUGACAAGCUGCAUUUCUCUAAGAAAUUUCCAGAUUUAAAAUACAACGCAGUGUUAAAUGACACGAAAGGUUCCCAUGGGGUCGGUGCCUCGUCUCCUGGCCGAGGGUCACCGGAUUAUGUUCGCUGGGAAAUUGAGGAAGAGAUAGGGGUCACAAUGUUGGGGUCCUGGAGAACGAGCAGUGUCAUUAUCGUCGUGACCCUCUUCAAAAGAACCGAGCCCUACUUAUACGAGAAGUGGUUCGAUUGUCAUCACACUGAUCCGGAAGGGCUUGGUCGCUUGAUCCUCUCCCAUGAAAUGUGCAAUGGACGGUGGAACUGCCCAAACGGCUUUGACGAGAAUGACUGUAGCUCCACCUUUGGGCACUCUGAAACUGAAGAAACAAUGAGAUCGAUUGAUGAGCGGUGUUCAGUAACGUAUCAGUUGGCCGGGUUUACCUUCAUCUUGUCACUUAUUUGCAUAGUCGUCUUCUUCUUCGUUCAUCUUAGAAUUCGUGCGGGUCAAGAACGCUUGAAACAAGUUGAACGUUCCAUCCACAAGCAACCCUUAAUUGACGAAAUCAUUAGUGAAACGAUUUCUAAUGAUGAGCCACCUUCUUAUGAUGAGGUGCAUGAGAUGAACGCACAACUACCCCCCUCAAAACUGCAGGGUAGCGAACCUCGCUGCUGGGAUAGGAACCAUAAAGUAGUACACAACAGGAAUUCAAAUACAAGCGUGAAUAGUUAAACAAUUUAUAACCCUAGUUAACAUUACUAAUUGGCAAUAAAACAGCAAACAAAUAUAUGUGGAUUAACUAAUUUAUCCAGAAAACUGA